AUGAGGCAUCAGUAAAAAUGGAGGAAACCAUAUCUCGCAUAAUCACAGAGCUUGAGGAACUCCGUCACCAUGACAUCCGAAGUGAUCCGCAACCACCACCGCUUUCCCUACAGAGUUUAUUGGAUCUCCAAUCCCUUCUCGACGAUGCCCAUUAUGCCAAUGAAUCAGAACUCUUGGACCGCCUCUACGAUGAGCUCUCAUCCAAGAAUCUAUCUCCGUCACUGCUCAUCCAGCCAAUUGCCUCCGCAAUGGACUCAGGCCCCGUCAACGUCUCGCUUGCAGCCUCUAAGGUGUAUCUCUCCUUGCUCUUGUCCCCGAAUGCUCCCGUUUUCACCCUCUUUACUCCAAUGUCUUUCCUCUCUUUUCUUCGUUCUAUUCGUCGGUCUUUAAAGCAUCGGCCAGCAAGCCAGUCCAAUCUCGAUGAGCCGACCACGGGUUCCCAAAGUGCCGCCUAUCGGAAAAGGAAGCUUGGUGGGCGAGGCAAGGCGUCUAGGAAAAAUGCACGAAACUCGCAAAAUAAUGAUAACGACGGCGAAGAAUGCGAAUUUGAUGCGAUGUUUUUGCUUCCUGUAUUGGAGAAGUUAGUGCUCGCUAUGGAUUUGAUUCAUUUGGAUCGAUUUCCGGAUAGUCUGAAGUCUUUGGUUCAAACAAUGGCCGAUAUUCCCGUAUUGGCUCUUGAAUUAUGUAGAAAUGCGGGUCAGUAUAACCAACUGGCAAAUUCGUGCUUGCGAGUACUGAGGGAAGUUUUGAGGCCCGAACAUGGAGACCCUGGUAAUACAGCGGCGGAGGUGUUGAAGUCAUUAUCAUCACUGAUUCUCAUGCCCAAAUCACAAGCAAGAACAUUCGCUUUAGGCUUCAUCACGAGCCAAAUGAUGAGCUUAACUAAGGCGUCUGAGGGAGUGAAAAAAGCAGUGAUUAAUUUUCCAAGGUAUUUGACCAACAAGGCUCCGGAUAAGUCUGAACCUCGAGCUUUGGCCGUGGAGUCCAUCAUGGAAAUCGCUGGUGUCAUGGCACUGGAGGACCAAAUUGGAUUUGUGAAAUUCGUGGUUCAAAUGGCUCAUGGAAAAUCAAAUCUUAGGCUUUUAGCCGUUGAUCUUAUUUUGAAUCUAGUGACGUCGUUGAAAGAUCCAUUGGGUGUGAAUUCAGAAAAUGAAAUGAAAGAACCCUGGGGAAUUUGUUGCUUGGAGGCAUUGGUGAAGCGCUGUUCAGAUGUGAGUGCUGCGAUACGUGCUCGCGCUUUGUCAAACCUAGCGCAGCUGGUGGGGUUUCUUUCAAGUGAUGUGAAGUGUGUAGUGGUUUUGAGAAAUUUUAUGGAAUCUGUUACAGUUAGAGAUGAAAAUGUUGAUGCUGGGAUAAAUAAUAUUCUGAGGAGAAGGUGCAUGGAUGAUAAAGCAGCUGUCCGGAAGGCUGCUCUUCUUCUAGCUACCAAGUUAACUACUCUUCUCGGCGGUGCCAUUGAUGAAGUGGUGCUCAAGACAAUGGGCAUGGCUUGUUCGGAUCCUCUUAUUAGCAUACGGAAAGCAGCAAUUGGAGCUCUCUCAGAGGCUUUCAGAACAUUCUCUGAUAAGACCGUAUUAACUGAAUGGUUACAUGCAGUUCCUCGUCUAAUAACUGAUAAUGAAUCUAGCAUUCAAGAAGAAUGUGAGAACUUGUUUCUAGAGCUGGUUUUGGAGCGGAUAUCUCAGGCUGCAUCUACUCCUUCAUAUGGUGGAUCCAUAUGUAACGCUAGCGUGGAGGGAAAAAGUUUAGACACUGAGAUGGAGGUGCUUUUUCCUGAGGGUGUUCUGUAUCUUCUGAGUGCGAUUUGUGACAGAGAGGUGACCCCUUGGGUAAAGAAAAUUUGCACAAACCUGGGCAAGAAGAAACGGCUCAAGAACAAACUUGUUGCUGCACUUCAAAAUAUAAUCAAAGUGUCAGAGUCUAUCUGGCUGAGUCAAUCCUUGCCAAUAGAGAAAUGGAUAGCCCCGCCUGGUGCUUGGUUUCUAUUAUCAGAGGCGUCGGCAUACCUUUCAAAAGCAAUUGACUGGGAGUUUCUUCAUCAUCAUUGGCAGCUUCUUGACAAAAAUGCAAUUUUAGGCGAGUGUAAGAGCCCCUUUGAUGAAGGAGAUGCGUUUGUAGAGGAAGAAAAUUCAGAACGAAAUUCCGUUGCUUGGGCUAGCGACCGAGUUUUCCUCUUACAAACAAUCUCUAAUGUUUCUUUGGAGCUGCCUUCUGAACCUGCGGCUGAUUUGGCUCAUAACUUGCUCAUACGGAUUGAAGAAUUUAACAUGCAUUCAACAGAGGUUGAUGCUCAUGUGAAAGCACUUGCAACGUUGUGCAAACGAAAGGCCUCGAAUCUCACGGAGGCAGAAGGACUCGUCAUGAAAUGGGUUCACCAAGUUCUCUUAAAAGCUUCGAAAAUAAUUGAUAAGUUUAUUUCAGAGCAUUCACAGAAAAACAGAGAAAGUGGCUUUUUCACACCACCAAGAUCUGGGAGUCGAAGAGACAAGAAAUCAAUGGCAUUCUCCAAGUCAUUGCCAGAAGCUAUUACAGCAAUAUACACAAUCGGCACUUUGGUGGUUGUUUGCCCAUCUGCUGAUAUGAGCACUGUGGUUCCAUUGAUACACACAAUUAUCACUUCAGGGAGUUCUGAUCCUAAAUCAAAUAAGUUUCUGGGCCCUACAACUACAACCUCUCUAAAGCAGACAGCCCCUUCUCUGUAUAUCCAAGGGUGGCUAACCAUGGGGAAGCUCUGCCUCGCUGACGGGAAGCUUGCUAAAAGUUACAUACCUCUGUUUGUCCAGGAGCUUGAAAAGAGUGAAUUUGCAAGCCUUCGCAACAACCUUGUAGUGAUGAUGGCAGAUUUUUGUGUUCGAUACACUGCUCUUGUUGAUUGCUACAUACCAAAGAUUACGAGAUGUCUCCGUGAUCCAUGUGAGCUGGUGAGAAGGCAGACUUUUAUUUUACUCUCCAGGUUGUUGCAGAGGGAUUAUGUGAAGUGGAGAGGAGUGCUAUUCCUUCGGUUUCUUUUAUCACUUGUUGACGAAUCGGAAAAGAUAAGACACUUGGCAGAUUUUCUCUUCGGAAAUAUUUUGAAAGUCAAGGCUCCUCUCCUAGCAUAUAACAGCUUUGUGGAGGCCAUUUUUGUUCUGAACGAUUGCCCUGCCCACAAUGGACAUAAAGAAUCCCAUGGUCCAGGAAAAGACGGCCGACUUUUUUCCAUCAGGGGCAACGAUGAAAAUUCAAGGUCUAAAAGAAUGCACAUUUAUGUUUCCUUGCUAAAACAAAUGGCUCCUGAGCACCUCCUAGCAACCUUUGCCAAGUUAUGUGCAGAGAUUCUUGCUGCGGCUUCUGAUGGAAUGCUGAAUAUAGAAGAUGUAACUGCACAGUCUGUUCUACAGGAUGCGUUUCAUAUUCUCGCUUGCAAAGAGAUACGAAUCUCAUCGACGCGCUUAUCGGCGUCUGAAUCAGCAGACAUUGAAGAGGAAGCCGGGGCCGAUAAUGGAGCUGCAUCGAGAGGGAAGGCCAUAACUCAAAUUGUGAAGAAGGGUCUUAUUCAGAACACAGUCCCCAUCUUUAUAGAGUUAAAACGGAUAUUAGAAAGCAAGAACAGUCCCCUUAUAGGAUCACUCAUGGAGUGCUUGCGAGUCCUUCUCAAGGACUACAAAAAUGAAAUUGAUGACAUAUUAGUUGCUGACAAGCAACUACAGAAAGAGCUUAUCUAUGACAUGCAGAAAUAUGAAGCAGCCAAAGCCAAAGCCGCAGUUUCCACCAUGCCAAAAUCAAGUGCACAUCGAUCCCCUGAAGCUUCUGCGACUCUGGCCAAGACUCAUCGACAAAGUAAUCUCAAAGAUAAGCGUGAGAAUAGUAAAACAGUUGCUUCUGCAAUGGCGGAUGCAGCCGCUGCAGCGACAGCUCGUGCUGUGCUCAGGGAAGUGAACAAGGGGACGGCAACACCGCCACUGAGUUCUUUGGGUGUGCCUAAGGUGAAGUCUCGAACGAUUGUGUCAGGUUCAGUAAGUAAUGGGCACUCAGAUGUUAUAGAAUCUUUGAGGAAAAGACAAUCCUUCGACUCUGACGAAGAAAACUAGCAUCACAAAGAUUGGAUCUUUAUGAGACAAGCAAAGUCAAGAGCCGAUUUUUCAGCCUGGCCCAUGACCGGGUUUAGAAGGUUGGUGUACAUAUAGUUUAUGGAAAUAUUGUUUAGUUCUGGAACUCGGCUUAAUUUGAAGACGGCGUUAAAGAGGCUAAGAGCACCUUUUCAUGGGGCGCUUUCUGGGUGCUUCUCAGGGCACGUACCAAGUUAUCAACUCUACUUGAUUAACGUAGAUUCACUAGCAUAGGCUUGAAGUCUAGUCUGAUAAAGAAUGUAGCAUUGUAGUAAGUAGAGAGAUUCAAUUCUCAGGUUGGAAACAUUCGUCUUAUGAACGUCAUUUCCUUCGGAAGCU
Messenger RNA from Neltuma alba, 4427 nucleotides. Its product is annotated as condensin-2 complex subunit D3-like. The transcript is spliced from 9 exons. Gene Ontology annotation, biological process: mitotic chromosome condensation; meiotic chromosome condensation. The record is from RefSeq and is a predicted model, not a curated record. Gene Ontology annotation, molecular function: histone binding. NCBI's taxonomy places the organism in Eukaryota, Viridiplantae, Streptophyta, Magnoliopsida, Fabales, Fabaceae. The coding region runs from base 18 to 4070 and encodes 1350 amino acids. Gene Ontology annotation, cellular component: condensin complex; condensed chromosome, centromeric region.